Molecule: messenger RNA, 2044 nt
Organism: Ornithorhynchus anatinus (platypus)
Lineage: Eukaryota; Metazoa; Chordata; Mammalia; Monotremata; Ornithorhynchidae
Gene: RNF113A
Product: ring finger protein 113A
Exons: 1
Coding region: 223-1260 (345 amino acids)
Biological process (GO): snoRNA splicing
Cellular component (GO): U2-type spliceosomal complex
Molecular function (GO): metal ion binding
Source: RefSeq, a predicted model, not a curated record
GAAGGAGAGCUCCGCUCGGCCGCCAUGUUUGUCAGGGCCCAUACGGGCCGGAGGGCGGGACUUCCCCAGCGGGCCUCGCCGUCCCCUCGGACAUUCAACGGUGGGCAACGGCCGGCUUCCCCGAGCGAGGCCUAGUCCGUUUCUUUGGGGAGAGAGCGACCGGGGAGGCCAUCAGGCGGCCUCCCCAACCUCCAGGGCCCGCGCCCUGAGGCCACGAAGGGAAUGGCGGACGGGCCGGGGGAGCCGGCGGCCGCCUCCGCCGCGCCGGUCUGCACUUUCCUCUUCAAGAAGUCCGGGCGGAAGGGCCCCGCGGGCCGCAGGAAGCGACGAGCGGAGGAGGAGGAGGACGGCGGCGGCGGCAGCAGCAGCAGCAGCGAUGAGGGGAGCGCCGUGGUUCGGCGGGAGAAGCGACCGGCGGGGCCCAACCCCAUGAUCCAGCGCAGCGGGGGCGGCAAGGAGAGGGCGCGGAGGACCGGCGGGGCGAGCAGCGGAGACGAGGAGGAGCCUCCGGGCCUCGGCGUGGCCUACCGCUCCACCCGCUCCGCCAAGCCCGUGGGGCCCGAGGACAUGGGGGCCACGGCCGUCUACGAGCUGGACACGGAGAAGGAGCGCGACGCGCAGGCCAUCUUCGAGCGCAGCCAGAGGAUCCAGGAGGAGCUGCGCGGCAAGGAGGACGACGGCAUCUACCGCGGCCUCAACAACUACCCGAGGUUCGUCAAGCCCAAGGACACGUCGAUGGGGAACGCCUCGUCCGGGAUGGUCCGCAAGGGACCCAUCCGCGCCCCCGAGCACCUGCGGGCCACGGUCCGCUGGGACUACCAGCCCGACAUCUGCAAGGACUACAAGGAGACCGGCUUCUGCGGCUUCGGGGACAGCUGCAAGUUCCUGCACGACCGCUCCGACUACAAGCACGGCUGGCAGAUCGAGCGGGAGCUGGACGAGGGCCGCUACGGCCUCAACGACGACGAGAACUACGAGGUGAGCAGCGACGAGGACGACCUGCCCUUCAAGUGCUUCAUCUGCCGCCGGGCCUUCCGCGACCCCGUGGUCACCAAGUGCCGCCACUACUUCUGCGAGGCCUGCGCCCUGCGCCACUACCGCGUCUCCCAGCGCUGCUACGUCUGCGACCGGCAGACCAACGGCGUCUUCAACCCCGCCAAGGACCUCGUCGCCAAGCUGGAGAAGCACCGAGCCCAGGGGGAGCCGGGGCCCUCGGGGACCCCCGACGCCCCCGACGGGGGUCCCGGCCCCUUCACCUGAGCCGCCUCCCGCCAAGCCAAUAAACCUCUUUGUUGUUGUUCUUUUUUAAUCGGAAAAAACGCCACCGUUCCCGUCUCGGGUUUCCGAUCCGAAAGACCGGGCCCAAGGGACGGUGCCGGGUCGGGGGGACUCGGAGCCACGGCGGGCGGGGCGCGUCGCCCUAAACUAUGGCCUUGGACGCCCUAGGACCGUUGGCCGGGGCUGACGAAGAGGCGGCUCCCCCGUGCUUGGCUCUUGAGGGUGAGGGAAAGGAACCAAACCUGCCGGUGCUUUGGGUGGGGGCUGCGUGAAGGCAUCCACCCCAGAAUGGCCGGCUCCAUCUCAGCCAGCGGGGCGCUCGCACAAUACGGCCGCAUUCAGCGGCCCUGACGCAAACUAAAAGUCCCCGGCAUGUACGUGGUCCCCUUCCCUGCCCAUCAUUCCCAGUCAAAAAGCCAGUUCUUCUCAGGUAGAAGGAAGUGCCGAAGCAUCCGAGUGCUUCUCGAUCAUCCCGGCUGAACUGGCAGCUUUGAUUCCCCAAUCUGCCAGACCAUCCCAAUCCUAUUACAUUACAUGCUCUUCGGGAGUUGCAGGUGGACGCCGAAGAAGGGCAGAUUGCCCGUUUGCAAAUAAGAAGAGCAUAAGCAGAAGAAUCGGACAGAAUGAACUGGCCCGGGGACUAGAGCGGGUCUGGACAAAUUGAAUCAUAAGGGCUAGCCUGCCAUUUUUAAGAAUUCUGUGCCUACGAAAUGAAAUUGUGAAUACUUGGGCCAUGACAUUAAAACUCUUUAAGUACUAGCAGAAA